GACCAUCUACAGCACGAUAUAUCGUUAUCGUUCUAUUCCUAGUUAUUAUAGUGAUUAUAGUUACGCGACUGCAUGGCGCAUCAAAUCACUGAACCAGACAAAGAGAUGUGGAACAAUGUGGAACGCAGGUGGAACGUAACAGAAGAGAACGGUUUGGGAAACGGGACGAAGGUUAUGUUAGGAUGGUUUCAGUGUAGGGAUAUGCAGAAGGUGACAGUAGGACGAAGUUGUGAAAAUUUUACCGCCAAAGAAUGUUCACAUAAGAUGUCAGAUCUCUGCCCCCUUUGCCUCUCCAAGGGCAGAAAGUCUGAGCUGAAAUAUUUUCAGAUGAAUCUCACAGAAGUUGCCAGAAUGUGUGCAGAAGCUACUUGUACCUAUCCAUUUGCAUUGGCAUAUACUGAUACGCUGAUAAAGCGGAAUUUCAUGGACAUGGAUCUUGAUGAUGGCAUCAAAUUGGAUGUGGAAUCUCUUGAAGAGCAAGAGCCAGGAGUUCCAUUCCACUCUUUACCAGAAGUGAAUGAGAUUGAAACUGAACCAGUUAAGGAUGCAAACUUGCCAAGUACAAUCCAGUCAGUAUCAACAAAAGGAAAUGAAAAUAUCUCUGACUUCAUUGAUCCAUUAGAUUCUUAUGACUUUUAUAAUGAAAAUAUGAAAGAUUGGGACAGUUUUAUUCCAGAUUUGGAAAGUUUAUUUAGAAGCCUCGAAGAAGACACAGUUAUUGUUAACGGUGAGAAUGUAUUAUCAAUAGACAGUGAUGUGACAAAACUCAACAAUGGAUUAUCAGCAGACAGUGACAUGAAGAAAUUGAACAGUGCAUUAUCAGUAGGUGAUGACUUAAAGAAACUGAACAGUGGAUUAACAGUAGAUAGUUUUGUUCCACAAGCUGAAGGAACAGUAGGAAAUGAUGUGAUAUCAGAAGUUCAACUGAAAGAGUUGUUUGCAGACAUCGGGGAAGAUAAAGAUAACUUGGUGAUGACUGAAUCAUGUCAGUCAGGAUCCACAGAUAUUUGUACUAAGUGGUCAGAGGCAAGUAGCUAUUUGGAGGAUACUGUGGACAGGCAUAUAACUAAUGGAAAUUAUAGUCAGGAAUUGGCUUUGACUUUACUGUGUGGUGAAUCAGAACAUAGUGGCAGUACUGCUGCAGGGCACCCAACACUCAACAGAUCUACAUCUCCUGCAACAAGGACCAUGCAAGAUCUAAAUAUUUCACAGCAUUCAGUGGCUUCUGAAACUGUAGUUACAGAUGAUUCAGUAGUGCAUGCUGGUCAAGGAACAGUUAGUGGAGAAAUCCCUUCACAGCCUUUCACAAAAAGGAAAGUCAGAGCUGAUGAAACUUCUAAUUUAAAGACAGCUAUUUUGACUUCACAAGAAGAAUCAUGUGGACAGCUGAGUCAUACUGAAAUUUUACAUUCCAUGACAAAUGAUAAUAGAACUGAAACUGAAAACAGGACAGCUCUUAUGACUUCUGAAGUUUGUACACCUGGGGUGACACCCUACACAGUGAGAGAGGUACAGGAUCACUCGUACUCCAAAGUAAAAGAUGAACACUUUAUUUCAACUUCACAAGAAGAAUCGUUUAAAUUACCAAGUCAUGAUGAAACAUCACAUUCCUUUUCAACUGUUGAUGAUACUGUCAGUGGAAGAAGUAUGGGUGAUAUAGCUGUAGAAGUUAGUAUACCUGGGUUGACAGCUUCUGCAGUGAGAGAAGGACUAGCCCCCUCAGCCUUCAGCAUGAAGGAUCAGAAUGUGACUGAUCAGUUGAAUGUUGGGACAGAUUGUCCAGUUAUCACAGAACAUUCAUUUCCAGUGACAGCUGGCAUUCAUGAUGUGAGUCAGCUCCUUUCUGAAACAGAUAUUGGAGACUUGACUGUUGACAUUUUGAAUUUGGCAUUAAAUGACAUACCUGUUGGACAAAAUGUAACAGUUAUGUCUUGUGACAUGGAAAGUAUGGUCUCUGGCACUGAAACAAAGGAAGCAUCAUUUAAAGCACUGGAGACAAGUCAUCCAUAUAUGACAGAAAAUAUGUUAAGAGUAAAAAAUGAUAAUACAAGCACAAGCCAAUUGCAUUCAAUAAAUGAAGGCAUUCAAGGAACAGAUCAGGCAGUGAUGUUAGGGAUGCUGAUAAAGAAAAAUAAGUUAAGUGCAGAAGAGAAUACAUGCACAGUGACAAAUUGUAUUCCUAAUGUUCCUGUUAACAUAAAUUCAAGUAAUGUACAUUUGAUGCACUGUACAAAAACAACAGAUUCUGAUGUGAAUCCUUUACAGAAGCCGACCCACACAACUAAAGGUAGACAAACGGCAAUCGCAAGGAGGAAUUCUGUAGGGAUGGAUUGUCCUCAGCUUUCUGCAGUUGGUUCAGAUGUGGAACAAGUGGAAACUAGAAGCAGAACUGAUUUACAAAAGAAUGAGCUGUGUUCUUGGAGCAGGGCAAGGAAGAAGAUGAAGAAUGACUUGAAAAUAGAUGACUUAAAGUAUAGUUCUGUCACUAAUGGGAAAAAUCAGGUUGAUGUUACAAAUUCAGAAAGACUAAGUGGGCCAGAGAUUACCAUUGCCUCAGCAGCAAACAGUAAAAAGCCUCUUUCUUCAGUAUCUUUAGCAGCAGCUACUCAGAAGAGGUCAAAAGAUGACAUCACUAUAUCCCAAGCAGAUCAGAAUAAAAGUACAGAAAUACCUGCUUUACCUCCAGGAUCAUAUUCCCAGCAAAAUAGUUCAAAAUUAUGCGAUACCCAGAAGAACAAAUUGAUUAGAAAAGAAACAGUCAUUGAUAAAACAAGUAGCAGUUUAAAGUCACAUAUAUCAUUUGCACAUAUUAAGAGAGAGAAAUUUGCUGGCUUCACUUUUGAAAAACCUUUAAUGCCACAAGAAAAUCGGGGGAGAUACUCUAAAAAGGAUAACAGGUCAAAGACAAAAGGAUUCUCAAAGGGCAUGAAGAAACAUCGACGGAAUAAUAAAGCAUUACCGUCACUGACUAACCAUGCAUACCCUGAUCCUUCAACUCCAAACACAUCCAACACUGAUUCCAGCAACAAACUUUCAAUGUUGGAAGCCCAAUGCAGUAUUGAAGGUAAUCAAGUUGAAAAUACAAAUGAGUUACAUUGUACAAAUACAGAAUCUGAUAUUGAAAUUUCACGUUGGAUUCAGGAGUUACUGAUGUAAGAUUAAUUUUAAUUUAUUUUAUAUUACACUUGUUUCAUAAAAAAGUAAAGUUAUAUCUGUAACAGGCUGU
This is a messenger RNA of Cryptotermes secundus, 3226 nucleotides long. RefSeq lists its product as uncharacterized. Bases 73 to 3156 code for a protein of 1027 amino acids. The transcript is spliced from 4 exons. NCBI's taxonomy places the organism in Eukaryota, Metazoa, Arthropoda, Insecta, Blattodea, Kalotermitidae. The record is from RefSeq and is a predicted model, not a curated record.